Messenger RNA from Hyla sarda, 6727 nucleotides. Its product is annotated as sodium/calcium exchanger 1-like. Gene Ontology annotation, biological process: cell communication; calcium ion import across plasma membrane; sodium ion transmembrane transport. Gene Ontology annotation, molecular function: calcium:sodium antiporter activity. Gene Ontology annotation, cellular component: sarcolemma; axon; postsynapse. NCBI's taxonomy places the organism in Eukaryota, Metazoa, Chordata, Amphibia, Anura, Hylidae. Bases 337 to 3084 code for a protein of 915 amino acids. The record is from RefSeq and is a predicted model, not a curated record. The transcript has 7 exons.
AGAAAGCAGGGACGGAAGAAAACAACUUGGAGCUGAGAGAACAAAAUUCUGUAGGAAAUAGGACACAGCGAAUUGAGAGGAUUACAGGAUUUAAUUUUAUUAUUCUGAGGAAGAAUAUGACCAGAAAUGAAAAAAGGCCUUAAGUGAAUAAUGGUGCAAAACCCUGAAGUUAAGAGAGAAAAAAAUGUGGAGAGAUUUAUAACAUAAAGGAUCCGUGUGGCGGAUGAAAUCUUACUUGGAGGAAUCUAGAUACCUCUACAGCUCAGAGAGAGAAUUAUUUCAGAACAUCAGGUGAUCCAUCAAACCCUGGACCCUCACUUCCCUUCUUUCUCCACCAUGUAUGUUUUCAUAUUUAGCCUGAUGCUCAUCCCUUCAAUAUUUGGUGCCUCUACUCCUCCUCCAAAUGCUUCAACUUGUGGCCCAAGCCAAAGGGAAGAGUGCAUAGAUGGCGUCAUACUACCUGCCUGGCUACCACACCCUCCAUCCACUGGGGAUCGUGCAGCACGUGCCAUUGUAUAUUUUGUGGCACUUGUCUACAUGUUCUUGGGAAUGUCCAUCAUAGCUGACCGCUUUAUGGCAUCCAUUGAGGUCAUCACUUCACAAGAGCGCCAAAUCACAUUACGGAGGCCGAAUGGAGAGGUGACAGUGACAAGUGUACGCCUCUGGAAUGAAACAGUUUCAAACCUCACACUGAUGGCCCUGGGCUCAUCAGCUCCCGAGAUUUUGCUUUCCAUCAUAGAGGUAGUCGGAAGAGGCUUUGAAGCAGGUGACAUGGGCCCCAGCACUAUCGUUGGCUCUGCUGCUUUUAACAUGUUUGUGAUUAUUGGCCUCUGCGUUAUGGUGGUCCCUGAUGGUGAGACUCGCCGCAUUCGGCACCCACGUGUCUUUGCAGUGACUGCAUUUUGGAGUGUUUUUGCUUAUGUUUGGCUUUUUCUGAUUUUGUCCUGGUCCUCUCCUGGGGAAGUGGAGGUGUGGGAAGCACUACUGACAUUCUUUUUUUUCCCAGUGUGUGUUCUACAGGCCUGGCUGGCAGACAGACGUCUUUUAUUUUACCGUUACUCAGGACGAAGGCAAGGCCGAGCAAAGUAUAGAGCUGGCAAAAACCGAGGUGUUUUGGUUGGUGCAGAAGAUACAGGUGGACAAGAAGAUGUAGGGGAAAUGAGAAUCACUAGUGGUGAAAGAGUUAUAGAUUUUGAUGAUGAAGAGGAAGAAGAGGAAAGAAGAGAUAUGGCUAGAGUAUUUAAAGACAUGCGUCAACGUUAUCCUGGAAAGGACAUGGAGCAACUAAUGGAGCUUGCAAACUACCAGGCUCUUGUGCAACAGCAAAAAAGCAGAGCAUUUUAUAGGAUCCAGGCCACCAGGAUGAUGAUUGGUGCUGGGAAUGUACUAAAGAAACAUGCAGCAGAUCAGGCAAGAAGAGCGUUGACAGAUGGUGGAAACAAAGAUGGAGAGGGGAGUGGUAGAGGAGAGAAUGGGGAGACCUGGACGGAAGUGGAAUUUGAACACACGCACUAUCAGUGCUUUGAAAAUUGUGGAACAGUUAGUGUGUGGGUAUUGUGUAAGAGGGCAGAGGGUGAAGGGGCAGUCCAGGUAGACUAUAGGACGGAGGAUGGAACAGCCAAUGCGGGGUCAGACUAUGAACUGGCAGAAGGAUCUCUUAUUUUUCAGCCUGGAGAAAGCAAGAAGGAGAUUCGUCUUGGCAUCAUUGAUGAUGAUGUUUUUGAGGAAGAUGAACAUUUCUAUGUGCAACUAAGCAACCCACGCAAGGCACGAGGUGUGAGGGAUGGACCUGGGCAUGUAAGGUUGGGGACAGGAAGGAGAGCCACAGUGACUAUAUUUGAUGAUGACCAUGCAGGUAUCUUUAGCUUUGAGUCAGGCAGCAUGAGAGUGAGUGAAAGUAUAGGUACCAUGAGGGCAAAAGUGGUAAGGGGGUCAGGUGCAAGGGGAAAGGUUGUAAUACCUUAUAGGACCAGUGAAGGUAGUGCAAAAGCUGGAGAAGACUACCUAGAAGUUGCUGGGAAAGUGGAGUUCCAAAAUGAUGAGACCACGAGGUAUAUUGAAAUUCAGAUCAUCGAUGAUGAAGAAUAUGAAAAAAAUAAGAACUUCUUCAUUGAACUCGGAGAACCGGAAAUGCAGAGAGGAGGUAAAAUGAAGAUGAAAAUGAACAGACAAGUGGAAAGUAAGCUGCGAUCUAGGGAAGGAAGAAAGGUUUCUGGUGACAAUGGUGAAAGAUGGGUAGUGUGUACCAAAAGUGGUGAAGAGAUUGCCGGAAGUCCCAGCUUGGGGGAACAUCGCAAGAUGGAAGUUAUAAUAGAAGAGUCAUAUGAGUUCAAGAACACUGUGGACAAGCUGAUUAAAAAAGCUAAUCUGGCUUUGGUGGUUGGGAGCAGCAGCUGGAGGGAACAGUUUGUGAGUGCCGUCACAGUCAGUGCAGGAGAUGAUGAUGAUGAGGAGAGCAGUGAGGAAGGGCUACCCAGUUGCUGUGACUACAUCAUGCAUUUCCUGACCGUCUUCUGGAAGGUGCUCUUUGCCUUUGUGCCCCCCACUGAAUACUGGGGUGGCUGGGCCUGCUUUCUGGUCUCCAUCUGCAUCAUUGGAAUCCUCACUGCUGUCACUGGUGACCUGGCUGCACACUUUGGCUGCACAGUUGGCCUCAAAGACUCCGUCACUGCUGUGGUCUUUGUUGCCUUGGGUACAUCUGUACCAGACACAUUUGCAAGUAAAGUGGCAGCAGUCCAAGACCCUCAUGCUGAUGCUUCCAUUGGUAAUGUGACAGGUAGCAAUGCAGUUAAUGUGUUCUUGGGCUUAGGUGUUGCAUGGAGUAUUGCUGCGAUAUUCUGGGCAGGACAAGGCAAAACAUUCCAUGUGUCCCCUGGUAGCCUUGCAUUUUCUGUCACUCUCUUCACUGGGCUCUCCCUUGUCUGCCUCUGUGUUCUCCUCUACCGAAGACGGCCACCAAUAGGAGGAGAACUUGGGGGUCCACGAUUGCCCAAAAUCCUGACUGCCCUUGUAUUUGUUGGGUUGUGGUUAGUGUACAUCCUACUUGCAUCACUGGAAGCUUACUGCCACAUACCUGGUUUUUAAAGACUGUUUGUCCUUAUUUGAGGUUUGUCUUCCCAAGAUCUUUUGGUCAAUUUCUAUACAGCUUUUUAACUUCUCAUUCAUCUUAAAUAAAAUAAAUAAUGCACAACAGGGACAAUUGAUGUGAUGACAACAUUAGCCAUUGGCAACAUAUCUUUGCUCCUCACUAUGUUGUCUUACCAUUUAGGAGAAAUAUGUCAAUUGAACCUCUAAGGGCAAAGCAAAUUGUAAUUGUUCUGCCCUUUACAACCACACAAUUAUGGAAAGCACUGUUAUUUUAUGGACAGUUCAGAUAACUAUUACUGUAUGGGAUUGUUCUGAUUUGUGUGAACUUUGUCAUUAAAUACAACUGCCACAUCUGGAAAUGUUAUUCCACUGUUAUUCCACUGCCAGGAGCAGUUGGGGAAGAUUGUACUCUGAAAGAAAGUGAAGUUUCCUUGUUUUCAGUUUCUUUGGCUGUUGAAGUGACACAAAAAAAAAAAAGACCACAUCCAGGGCUUCCAUUGUCUACGCUCAACAAAAUGGGGUCUUCCUUUGUAAGGAACUGCCAUGGAAUCAGGGAAAUGUUGGACUAAAUAACAGGGCAAUUCUAUUUUUGAGUUCAUGUCUCAAGCUCCUACAAAGUCAAGGACUGUAUUAAUAGACAAGUUAAAAAAAAAGAAAAAAAAAAUGACAUUUCUGAAGAUAAAAUUUCCUUAAGGGAAGUCCACAUAAUCUCAGGCCAAAGUACCAGUAAUAAAAACAUGUUUGAUCUUCUAUGAAAGAAUUUCAUAUGUGCAGUAGGAAUUUGGAACCUAAAGUAAAAAAAAAAAUCCAAUUUCUAUUGCAACAUGGAAACAUCUAAAUUUGCACAUUAUAUCAAGGUGGACUGAGAGGUUCUUUCGUACAAUGGGGCACCAGGCUUAGAAUGUUGAGGAAAGAAGUAGAAGACUGAAGAAUCAUUGCAGGAUUAUUUGCCACUGUGUCAAUAUGAUUGUUCUCUGUGAGUUCUUUGCAUGUAAACUCACUGUAUAACCCUUAUGUGUAUGUGUGUUUGGUAUGUUUUAAUGUACAUACAACAAGUAUGUAACUUGUUUAAUGGUUCUGUGUAGGGUGUACCAUUGCUCAAGGGUAUUGUGUUUGAUUUCUAGGAUGUGAGUGUAGAAUAAAAAUACACUCUUAGAGACGUAGAAUCAGUGGGAGUGUGGUAUAAUUGUUGCAAAUUGUGGUGCUACAUUACAGUAUAUGUGUUUUAUGUGAUUACCUGAUACCAGUGUGUGGAGUAGGCACUACACAGCUAAUCUUUGCAAUACAUUUCUGUGGUUAACAAUUGAAUGUAUAUUUGCUACUUGUAUUCCUUAAACUGUAAUGUGACUACCUGAUGAGAAAUCCCUGGUAAAAGAAAACGUCUGGCCCUGAAAGCCUGAAUUACAUGACAAAUGGGCAAUAUAGGGGUGCUAGGGAUGAAGGUCCAUAUCUCACUUUAUGGGGGGAUUAUUUUAAAAGACUUUAACAUUGCAGAUUAAUUAUAUUUUUGUGAAUGCGGAAAGGAUCUGAAAGGAACAGUCAGCUCUGAAGGACUGUUGACAGUCUUCCCAUACCUUAACCCUGUAUUCUGUUAAUCAGUGAAACCUUUUGCAAGGCAAAUGUUUUCAACAAAAGAAUAGACCAUACCAUGCAGAUGUUUUCAAACAUGAGAUUACUACCAGUAGUGUGCAACUAUGCUAAAUCUUUCAAGCUACUGGUCUUUAUUCAGUGGAUGGCCUAAAAAUGCUGACCAGGGGAAGAACAGGUAUGCAUACAAGCGAGGACUGGCAGAGAAAUAUAUACACAUUUGUAUAAAAGACAUAUAUAAUAUGAUAAAUUUGUUUAUAUAGAUUUGUCAAAAAGCUAACAUGAGAUAAGGUCAAAUCUGAUUAAAUAAACUAAGGGCACUUUUAUUGGCCGCACAAAGGAUGCAUCCAGCUGAGAUUUGACCAAAUGAGCCUUUGAUUCGUUGGCUGAUUGUUUUCCCUUUUACAUGGACCAAUUAUCGGGAGCGACUGUUCCUAGGAAUGCUUAUUCACCAGACAAUUGGCUUGUGUAAAAGGCCUAAAUGUGAGAAGAAAGGGGUUGCCUGAAAAUAAAGAUAAGGGAUUGCUUGGGUUCAGGCCUGUUUUGCUACAGUACCAGACACAGAACAUGAACAAGAGUGGCACUGUUUCUAUAAUAAAAAGAAUAAAGUACCCUAGAAAAAAGAAGAAAAAUGUAUAUGCAGGAGAACGAAUGAUCAUUGGGGCUACCAUUAACAUUUAAAGAAACAACUCACUCUUUAGAAGAGCAAUGUACCCUCAAACUGGCAGAGGAGCUCCAUGCCAAGUAUGCUGCAAAAACUAUUCUACCGCUGAUUUUCAGCACACCAGCACAAGUUACUCAAACUUGGUAUUAGAGAUCCUCGAGCGUUCACAGAAGAGAAUCUCAAAUACCAAGUAGGAGUAACUGGUGCUGGUGUGCUGAAUGUAAGGACCAGCAGUGUAUGAGUUUGGGCAGCUUGGCAUGGAGCCAAGCGUAUACACUAUGUAUGAACAAUUCCUUAAUGUUUGUUUUUGUUUCUUUUGCUCCUAAAAAAUGCAAUAAAUAAAUAAGAGCAACUCUGAAAGUUUUAUGUGUAGGGAGGUUAUUUCUUUUUUGUUUUUUUAGGCAGGUGCAGGAAAAAAAAAGGAAACUCACCUGUUUGGACAGUGACUUUUUAUUUUAAAGGAAUCGGCGAAUGUGUACAUGCAUCCUAAGCCAGUAUGCCUGCUCCAGAGCAUCCAUGCUUUGCUCCGGUGGGUUCAAACUGUGCCUGAAAGGUAAAUGAAGGCUUUCUUCUUAUCUUUAAACACCUAUACAUUUCCGAGUAGCUGUCCUUGCGUAAAUACUUGGGUUCCUACUAUGUACACAGGGCUGCCUCAUUAGUUUUAUCCCCUCUCCUUUUAGUCAUCAGUAUUCUCAGUAGGAUACUGCAUAGAACAGGGCUGCUUUUGCAAUGUAACCCCUUACUUGUUAUUAUCCUUUCUGCUGCUGUUUAGUCAUAAUCAAUAUCAGUAGUUCACUGCAUAGACCUGGACUGGUUUUGUGGUGAAAACACCUUGCUUGCUGGGAUCCUGCUGCUGUUUGUUUCAGUGCAUGAACAACCUCCCACCCUCACCCCACCCCACAUGCUUUCUAUAGUAGGGUACUGUAUAAAUCAUCCCCUAGCAGAGAGUCAGCCUGUUCAGUUCAGUGCACUUUCUCCAGCACUAUUUCAUGGCAGAGAGAGCUUGUGAGUAGUUGUUUUCCUGUGUUUUACAAAAAAAUAAAUAAAUAAGAGAAAGGAAGUGCCUAUGUAUGUAUUACUGGCUAACAGCUCAGCUCUGGUCCCACCCCUUGAAAUGGAGAGAAUGAGAAAUAGCUUUGCCCCAUAGAAGGGACACUCAGGGGCUCAAAACUAGAGCUCAAAAAUCCCCUACUCACCUUGAGGGGUUAAUGAAAAAAGCAUGCAGGUUUUUUAAAUUCUUUUGAAUGUACAGGUACACUUCAAUUUGAAUGUUUAUCUAGGGUAAUCCUUUUUUAUUCUUAUUAUUACUAUAACUAUUAGUUAUUUUACAUCAAGAAAAUUAACUGCUUUGCCAAAAUAAAUUUUGAUCAAUGUGACUAAUAUGUAUCU